Molecule: messenger RNA, 954 nt
Organism: Neltuma alba
Lineage: Eukaryota; Viridiplantae; Streptophyta; Magnoliopsida; Fabales; Fabaceae
Product: desiccation-related protein PCC13-62-like
Exons: 3
Coding region: 1-954 (317 amino acids)
Source: RefSeq, a predicted model, not a curated record
AUGGUUUUUCAGAAACAUUUUAUUACCAUUUUCAAUUUUGUUUUCCUAACAUCCUUCUUCCUCCCUAUAUUUCUUCCAAAUUCAUAUUCUUCUUCUGAAAUAAUUUUUGUGAGUGCAAGUAACACUACCCCUGCUUUUAACGACGAUGAUUAUCUUGAGUUCCCUUUGAAUUUGGAGUAUUUGGAAGCCGAGUUCUUUCUUUAUGGAUCUUUGGGCUAUGGUUUGGACAUUGUAGAUCCAAAGCUUGCGCAAGGUGGACCAUCGCCACUUGGUGCCAAGAUGGCCAAGCUUGAUCAAUUCACAAGGGAUAUCACCCUGCAAUUUGGUUUCGAAGAAGUUGGACAUUUGAGGGCCAUAAGGAACAGAGUAAAAGGCUUUCCAAGGCCAUUGCUUAAUUUAAGCAGUGAAGCAUUUGCCACAAUAAUGAACAAUGCCUUUGGAAAAACUUUAGUGCCACCUUUUGAUCCCUACGCCAAUUCAAUUAACUACUUGCUUGCAUCUUACGUCAUUCCUUAUGUUGGUCUCACUGGAUAUGUUGGAGCCAAUCCUAAGCUUCAAAAGGCUACUUCCAAAGAGCUAGUGGCAGGACUUUUGGCAGUAGAGUCAGGCCAAGAUGCAGUAAUUCGAGCCUUAUUAUAUGAACGUAGAGCUCUACCAGUGUAUCCAUAUGGAGUGAAUGUUGCAGAGUUCACAAAUCGCAUUUCCAAACUUAGAAACAAGUUAGGGCAAAAAGGUUCAAAUAAAGAUGAGGGUCUUGUCGUCCCCAAAGCCGACGGUGCCGAGGGUAAAGUCACCGGCAACAUCCUCGCUGCGGACAAGGACUCAGUCGCGUAUUCAAGAACACCACAAGAAAUUUUGAGGAUUGUAUAUGGCAGUGGUGAUGAACAUACUCCUGGUGGUUUCCACCCCAAAGGAGGUGAUGGUCGUAUCGCAAAAUAUUACCUAAAAAAUUAA